AAUAUUAUACACUGCGAUGUAUUGUUUAUUUUAUUUCAUUAUCAUAUUUAUAAAGUAUUUUAAUAUAAAAAACACGAAUGCAUUUUCGACUCGCUUUUAGUAAAUUGUCAUUCAGGGUCUAUGGCAAAACUGUGAAGUUGAAAUGGAUUCGAAGCACAGGCACUAUUUUUUAUGUUUUCCUUAAUUAUGUAACAUAAAUUAAGUCGUAUAUUUUAAAAUUUUCUCGAUUUUAUAUACAGAUUAUUAUUACGCAGGUAUAAAGUUAUCAACUAUUACAAAAUGUAAGUGUGAUUUAAUAUUUUUUUUCCCAUUUUUAUGUUACCAUAAACUAAGCAAUAAAUCUGAUGGACUUUCAAUCUGGUUAAAAGAUUAUCUCAGGCUUGUUAGAGUACUUUAAAGUUUUUUUUAAAGGCUUGCUUUUACAGUUAAUGUUUGUUAGAAUUUUUAUUUACGUAUUUUUUAAUAAUUAUAAUAAAAUUACAAUUUUUAACAUAUGUAAAUGUAAGAUAUUUUUAAGUGAAUCUUGAAAUAAAUUUCUACUUAUAUUUCAUAACUGUUUGUUUUAUGUUUUCACUCUCCACUUCUUCUUUUUAUUUAUUGAUUGUUAAUUGUAAUUUUGCAAUACAAACCUUAUCUUUUGACAUUCUCUACCAGUUAACCUUGCGUGUCGUUUUAUUUCAUUAUGGAUUGAGUGAAAUAUACACUACACAGUACAACUACUGUAUUUUUAACCCCCGACGAAAAAGAGGGGUGUUAUAUGUUUAAGGUAUGUAGAUACACACAGAUGUGUGUGGCAUCGUAGCUCCCUAACGGAUGAACCGGUUUAGGUUAAGUUUUUUUUUCGUUUGAAAGAUGACUUGAUCGAGUGUUCUUAGCUAACGAAAUAUUUUCAGCCGUUUGAAGAUAAUCAGCUCGUUUUAUUCGAAGAUUUUGAAAUUUAAGUUAUAUUUCUAUACUAGCUACGGAAAACCGAAUACAGUCUUGAAUAAAAUACAAAAACCCAAGUUUAUUUCUUACCAAUUGUACCUCAAUUUAUAGGUAAACUUAAUUCGUACUUCGAAACAUUUCUAGCAGACUUCAAAAAAUGAGGAGGUUCCCCAUUCGACUGUAAGUUUUUUUUGUAUCUAUUUUAAGCGAUAUAUUCGAUAAUGAUUUUUUUAUUAAAUAGGUUAUUAUGUGGUGUAUAGACUAUAUAAAUUUGUAAUAAAAUACCACCUCCUCUCAGGAAAAAUAGGGGACGAAAUUUUUAUAGUAGACGACAUUUGAGCUUGUGAUUUUUCUUAGUCCAUUCAAAAGGGUAAAAGGGCAAAGAACUAAAAACAAAAAAAUAACAUCACUUACUGAAGUCGGAAUAUCCACUACCCCAUAUCAUACCGUGGGUUUCGUAAGAGGCGACCGAGGUAAACAAACCUGGAUACGGGCAGCAGCGCCUUCUCUUAGAGCAUUUGGUAUCAUAAUGACACACACACCACAGUAUCUUUAUAACAAAUUAGACUUUUCACAGCGACAGGUUAGAAUAGCAACUCGUUUAGUAUGUCCAAGAAACAGUACAUCGGCAUUUCGAGGUAGCUUUCGUUAUUAUGCCACGAAAUGCUGGAACAACAUUCCACCACCAAUUAGAAAUCAAGCUUCAAUCGGUUUGUUUAAAUAUAACUACAAAAAAUACUUACUCAAUAUUCAAAAGUCAAUUUAUUGAAAAUUAUUUACUGUGUCUUACAUACUUUGCUAUUCCGUUUAUUCGUUUCCUUUUAAUCUUAUUUAAGUAAUUGCUAUUUAUAUUAUAUUAAUUUAUUAUAAGUACUUAUGUAUGUUUUAUUACUUAUUAUUAUUAGUGUAAUCGUGUAUAUGAUUUAAAUAUACUGUAUUUUCAUAUUGACUAAACAUUGUAUAAUAAUGAAUAUUGUUAAGUUUUGUUUUUGUUAAAUGUUAUCGGCACCCACGGAAGAUCAGUGUCGAAGUACUUUGUUAGUACCAAGACUAUGCUGAGUUGGGUACCUUUUUAGUAACCGUUUAUCUUAAUAUGUUAUUAUGGUUAGCAAACUUCUAAAAUGUGUUACUAAAUAAACUUAUUUUCUUUCUUUCUUCUUUCUUCUUUAUAAGCAAGCUAUAUACUCUAAGCGUCUUCCUAAUCUAUACAAAUAAAUAAAAUUGAAGUGUCUGUUUGUAAUGUAAAAGUUACAGCGUUUUACUAAAUGCAUAUGAAAGUAUAAACGGUACUUAUAAAAAAAAAACACUUUUUAAAAUUUUUGUCUGUCUGUUUAUUACGGCUAAUCUCCGAAACGGCUGAACCUAUUAUGAUGGGACUUUCACUGGCAGAUAGCUGAUGUCAUAAAAAGUAACUUAGGCUAAUUUUAUGUUAGAAAAAUAAGUAGGGUUCCUCCCAAAUAAUUAAAACCCUAGAUUACACGCGGGCAAAGUUGCGGGGAACAGCUAGUAACUACUAAAAAUAAAAAACUGCUGUAGGCUACUCGCUCCCCAAGAAAUUAAAAAGAAGAAUUAAUUAAUUUUACAUUCUAAAGUCAGGGUAUUAAUUCUGAUAUACUAUGUCAUAGCACCAACGUCAGUAUGUUAAAUUAUAUAAUUUUUUUAGUUCUUUGAAGUCGGCUUUUACUUUUUAUCGAGUUUUUUUUGUUUAAUAAAAAUAUGAGUACUGUGAUCACAGCUUAUAAGGUUAUAUGUUCACAGAGUAUCAUAAAACAUCGAUUACAAUGUCAAAACGCGGUACACCGCUGCUACUACAUCGUCAGUACACUUACUGGAAGCACCAUGUCUCCGGUAACAAGAUCUGCUGGUAUUGCUCGUCAAACCGACGGCUGUACUGCAAAGCGAAAGUCUACACCGAUCUGGACAAUAACUUUAUCGAGAAAAGCGAAAUUCAUAAAAUUGAAGAACGGCAAAUCUUUGCUGAUGUACGACAGGUAUACUUUCAGCAAGCCCUCUGAGUUGGCUAGGUCAGCUGGCACGUAUUGCUGGAGGUGUACCGGUAGAGGCUCCAGCCGUUGCAAUAUGUAUAUACACGUGGAUGGAGACUUGCAGGUGUUAAGGAUCUUCAACGAACAUUCCCAUUUGCCACCUAGAUACAUCAGUGCCAGUGGUGGUUUCUACAUCCGUAUCUAGUUCUGCCAUUGUAAACUAAAGUUAAUUCUG
Parnassius mnemosyne (clouded apollo) is the source of this 3147-nucleotide messenger RNA. NCBI's taxonomy places the organism in Eukaryota, Metazoa, Arthropoda, Insecta, Lepidoptera, Papilionidae. The record is from the annotation of a GenBank genome assembly.